Clupea harengus (Atlantic herring) is the source of this 1447-nucleotide messenger RNA. It is a transcript of the gene tmprss6, whose product is annotated as transmembrane protease serine 6-like. The transcript is spliced from 3 exons. Gene Ontology annotation, molecular function: serine-type endopeptidase activity; protein binding. The record is from RefSeq and is a predicted model, not a curated record. Lineage: Eukaryota; Metazoa; Chordata; Actinopteri; Clupeiformes; Clupeidae. Gene Ontology annotation, biological process: proteolysis. The annotation marks the transcript as partial.
CUCUCUCUCCCUCUCUCUCUCCCCCCUAGUUUCUUCUCUGCCUCCAUGUGGACGGUGUACCUGGGCAAGCUGCUCCUGGGCCGCAGCGCCCCUGCGGAGGAAGCCCUGCGCGUCUCCCGCCUGCUCCUGCACCACUACUACGACGCAGAGACGCACGACUACGACCUGGCGCUGCUGCGUCUGGAGCGCCCCGUGGCCCCGUCCACCCUGGCCCGGCCCGCCUGCCUGCCCUCCCCUGCGCACCUCUACGAGCCGGGCCUGCUCUGCUGGGUUACGGGCUGGGGCACGCUCAGGGAAGGAGGUAGGGCCAGUGAUAAACUGCAGAAGGUGGAUGUGCGGCUGGUCAGUCAAGAGGCCUGUGUCCGUUCCUAUGGUUACAUGGUAACUCCCAGAAUGCUGUGCGCUGGCUACCGCAGUGGAGGGAAGGAUGCGUGUCAGGGUGACUCUGGUGGUCCUCUGGUGUGUCAGGAGCAGUCCCAGUCAGCCCGCUGGUUCCUGGCUGGUGUGGUGAGCUGGGGACGAGGCUGUGCCCGGCCAGACUACUACGGCGUCUACACGCGCAUCACCAAAUUCACCAGCUGGAUCACAGAACACAUCAACUCCUAAGGCCCACCUCCUCCACCCUCACCACCCCCUCCUCUUCCUCAUCACCUCCUCGUCACCUUCUCCUCCUCCUCACCUCUUCCUGCAUUCUGAGAAAUUAUGACAAAUAUGGACGCUUCUGCGAAUCUGUUAUCAGCUAUCAGGUUUUUUCUCUAAAUUGGACAGCAAGGCAAGUUUAUUUAUGUAGCACAUUUCAUACAGAGACAAUUCAACGUGCUUUACAUACAUGGGGAAAAAACAAUGUGAAAAAUACAUAAUGAAAAUAAUUGAAAUGAAAAGAUAUUAUGGAUAUAUAUAAAUAAUAUAUAUUAUGGAAUUAAAAUGAAAGUACGUUAAGUAGUAAAUAAAAGACUAAUAAGUGAGGCGCAGUAAGAACAGAGUUUAGAGCUCAGUCAUACGCACAGGAAGUGAAAUGUUUUUAACCUGGAUUUAGAAUUGGCUUAAUUUGGGGCCCAUCUAAGAUCCUCUGCCAGUUUGUUCCAGUUGUAUGCAGCAGAACAGCUAUAUGCUGCUUCAUCCUGUUUAGCUUGGACUCUGUGAUCUACUAGCUGACCUGAGUGCAUGGAUCUAAUUGGUGUAUAUUCUUUAAACAUAAUAUAGAUGUAUUCAGGGCCUAAUUCAGUGAUUUAUAGACUAAUAGCAGCACUUUGAAUGUAUCAUAUUCUGUAACUAACUGGAAGCCAGUGUAAAGAUUUCAGAGCUGGAGUGAUGUGCUCUGUUCUCUUGGUUCUGGGUCAACCUCGAGCAGCAGCAUUUUGAACGAGCUGCUGCAGUUUAAAGGUCUUUUUUGGGCAGACCAUUACAGUAGUCCACUAUACUGGAAAUAAAAGCAUGGAUGAGCUUC